CCCAGACUUCGACCUCUGAUUCUUCAUCCUUGUUGAUCUUUACCACUUUUUUGGUGAUCACUGGUUUGACUCGUGUUUCCUUUAUCAUGAGAUUGAGAACCUCUUGGCUUGGGUCCUGGUCGUUGAUGUUACGUGACCUUUUGAGACUUGUAGUCACGCCUGUCGUUGGGCCAGGGGCUGAAGCACUAUCUGAGGCUGAGCCUGAGCCUGAGGCAGCGCUUGCUGAUGAGGCAGAUGCCAUUGAUGUGAGGGCGAGCAAUGGGAUGAUCGACCACAAGACAACAGAGAUGGAGGCGAAAUCGAUUGCAACAGAGAUGGUAAAGGCAUUGGAGGAGAAAGUGUACAGGGAGGUAGAGCAGUGCAUGCAAGCCAUGCAUAGAGUUGAGGAAGAGGCAAUUGCAGCAUUGAGAGGCGUGACAGAGGAGAUCAAGAACAGUGGCAGUCUUUGCAAUCCCCGCAGGGGUUCCCAAGCCUCGACUAUGGCGAUGGACCAGAGAGGAGUACAGACUCGUCAGAGCGAUGCCGCUGACAAUCUUGUCAGAGCGGAUAUCAGUACGGCAGAGCCACAGACAAAGCAAGAGGGGGAGAUGGUGGUCCCAGGCUAUGUAAGAGGAGGGAAUAAUCAACUUGGGGAGGGUGAUGUGAUGAUGGCCAGCUCGCUGAGUGCUCCACCAACACCCAGGGGAGUGAGUAGACGACGGUCUAGAGGAAGAGAGAAGAGCCCACAGUGCACUCCAAAGGGCGCCAUCACGAGGACAGAAUUGAUUCAGUUGCUCGGAAAGCACACAAAAGAAGUGGGUUGCCGGAUCGAUGCAUUAAAUCGAGAUGUGAAAACACUAAAGGACAUGGUGAAAACAUUCCAUGCAUCAAGAAGAUCUCUUGACUCAAAGAGCAAGCUGAAAGGAGGCUUAUCAAGAACGACAAGAUCAUUAAGCAACCAGAGAAUGCCAAUCACUAUAAAAAAUCCUUCCAUCCCUGAGCAACUCUUAGGAAGACUCGUGCGUCAGAUGAACGAUUGCAAGGCGCAGUCUCAGAAACUGGGAGGCCAAGUGUCACUGAUGAGCAAGGACAUGAAGGAAAAUCGACGAGCGGUAUCGAGUCUAAGGGCUGUAUACAAAACGUUGACCAAGAAGAAAGUUCCUUCAGCCUCAACCAUAGUUAAAGAUUACCUUGCACAGGAAGAGCAAGGAACUGAACUACGCGUCCCAAGCAACGCAGAACAUGACACCAAGUCAAGGCCCCCAACCAUCCCGAAGAAAAGUUCUGGGUUGAAAGCCGCCCAUCCCAUACCCAAAACUCCUGGUAAGGGCAACUUACCUCUCUCCUAUGGUGUCGGUAGGGAUGUCAGGUUGCCCCUAAGGCCACAGGAAGCGACUUAUCCAUCAAACACAUGCAGAAGGAAAGCUAGUCGGCGCGUGGAUGAUGAAUCGGACGAUUCCUGUUCGGGAACCAAGAUUUGUCACCACUUCACCAUCAUGAAGGAAACGGACUCAGAGAGGAGACAGACCAAGCCAGCAGAACAUCCAUACCGGCCUUCAGAGAAUCAACGGUGGGAGCAUGUUGCAGAAUCGCCACUCGCUAACCACCAUCCUUCACCAUUGUCUCAUCAUCCGGCCUCUAUAGACUUCACCUUUGCUCCGACAGCUACCGCAUCCGCUUGGGAUGACAUUCAGAAGAGCUCGGGCUUUCCGCAACCACCCGUGCAAAGUCCACAUUUCCAUCACCGCCACUCGCCAGUUUCCGACUGGGAUCAUUCCUCAAUCCAAACAUCUAGGAAGGGGUCUAACCAUUCAGCUGAGAGCUCAAUUGGUUCUGGGUUUGGUAUACAUGGUCAAGGAGGAGGAGAAAGACAGGCACAUGACUCUGAGAUGGAGAGGGACUCAUCAGAGGGGCAAUGGGGGAAGUCUGGCCGGGGAAGCGAGUUGGAGAGACUGAGCCAACAACACGACAAUUCACCGUCAAUCCAUCGGCACGAAGCAAAGCAUUCACCCUUCGGUGGAAGCAGUAGCACCGAGCCCAGGAGAGAGGCACGGCGCCGUUAUGCAAGCUUACUGAGAAGGACAGAGGAUCGGUGUAAUCGCCUUAGGGAGUUGUAUGAUGAGCUGUCAGCACUGGACAAACACUGACUGAUGAACAGUAUUGUUGGUUUCCUCGAGGGCUACAUUCACGCUUCUGAAUGUUGCCCCUUCUUUGCCGACUUCACUCCUCACCAGACAUGCGUCUGGUUUUGGAUUUGAAGGACAAGUUGCUUUCCACAUUGAGUUUGCGACAGGACGCGCUUGGCUGGAUUUGGCACUACAAGCCUACGGCGGGGAAGGGAGGGAAUCCUUUUCUGGCUGCCCCGUUGUGAUGACAAGGAAGUUCCUGUCCUGGAAAUCACUCGACAAGUGGACGUCAAUUUGCCGU
Messenger RNA from Chara braunii, 2406 nucleotides. Lineage: Eukaryota; Viridiplantae; Streptophyta; Charophyceae; Charales; Characeae. The record is from the annotation of a GenBank genome assembly.